UAGACUUAAAAAGCCAGUUCACUUAAACUAGCCAGUUUAACUGUUUUUAUGGAAACCAUAAUAUUGGCUCUUGGUCGCUUUAAUCGUUAGCUAAAGUUGAAAUUAGCCGAAAAGCACUAUUUUGUUUCACGAUAAAACAUACUGGCAAGCUAACUUGCUAACCGGAAGCAGACAAAGCUAAUCACAAUCUGGUUCUGGAGCACAGAUAUCUGACACUGCCCGACAGAAUGGACUGCGGUACCGCCGAUCUACACGCUAACUUGGCGCACCAGUCUUCAGGGCCAGACAGUUCUGGCUCAGACGACGAGGAGCUCAUCCCCCUGGCGAAGCUUCUGAAGAAAAGAAAUGGUAAAGAAAAAGAGGCACAGGAUAGCCACCAGACGACCCCCAGAUCCAGCACAAAAUCCAAAAGAAAAGAAGCUUCAGACAACUCCUCGGACGAUGAGCCGCUGAUAAAUAAGAAAAAGGAUUUUUCACCAGCAGCGGAAGACAAAAAGGAAAAUACCCCCCCUAAAUCUUAUGGCACAACCAACAAGAAUGCAGAUUCCAACGCAGAGGAUGACUCAGAUAGUGAGCCUUUGAUAAAAAAGGCGAAAGGGCGCACCAGAAGGCCUAAAAAGAAGACCAGCUCAGUGACGCCGAGGAAAUCUGCUGGCAGAAAGCGGAAAGUGUCACAGUCAAAUGAUGAGUGCUCUGACGAUGAUGAGCCUUUGAGUGAAACUGCCAAAAAACGGAGGUCACAGCCUAAGAGGAAGAAAUCUUCAAAGGCAUCUGAUAAAACAACCCCACUUAUUAAAUCAAAGAGGAACACAGGAAAGAAAAGCAUUAAUUAUGUGGAGACAUCCACAGACCAUAGCUCAGAUGAAGAGCAAGUCGUAAGUGUAAAGAAGAAAGCGGCACCGAAACAGCAGAAGUCGUCGCCCAAAAAGAAAACGACAACAAAACAAAAAGAUCCUUCAUCUGCAGAAAACAGCUCAGAUGAGGAUGAUGUUUCCCUGGCAAAACUUGUUGCCAAAAAGAGAAAUACUGUGAAAAGAAACGCAAAGAAGAGUUCUGCAUCUCCAGGCAGGCCAGCAAAAAAGAAGCCAGAGGUCAGAGAUGAAACCUCGGAUGAUGAGCCUCUAAUUAACAUUGUGAAGAAGAGCACAGGGAGAAACAGCAAAAAGCCUGUAAAGAAAGAAGGCAAAACUCCUAGAAAGCAGAGAAAUGUGGCUGCGACAGACGUUUCAGGCAGGAUUUCAGAUGAUGAAUCUUUGUCACAAGUUCCUAAGCAUCCACAAGUGACCAAAUCCGUACGGGUUCUACUGAAGAGAUGUGAUGCUGAAGACACCAGGCCAACAGCAAGUCGGAAAAGAACUCAAACAGCGCAAAGGCAGAAGGCUGACAAAUCGCCGCAGGAAAGCUUAGGUUCAGAUGAAUCAUCAGCAGAAUAACCACAUGAAGCUGGCAUCUGAAAAAGCUUCAUAAAACACAACCUGGACCCUGUUGGUUUUUAAUUUAAGUUUUAAAAAAAGUGUGUUUUAUAUGCAUGAAACAGUACAAAGUCAUUACAUUCUUGUUCUUAGAUAUGGGACCAAAUGUUGCAGAGUUCCUCAAAGCUUUUUAACAGUCUUUGAUUCCCCCCCCCCAAUAAAUAUGUCCACACACCUUUUUUAGCUUUGUCUUCUGGUUUACUGUUUUCAGUUUUUUAAGAAAAUGACAUAAAAAAAACUUGUAAAUGAAAUGUUUUGCUUUAUUGUUUGCAUGCAAGUCUGAACAUGUUCUGUGCUGACAUUAAAGUUUUACUGUGACAUUCA
Molecule: messenger RNA, 1796 nt
Organism: Oryzias latipes (Japanese medaka)
Lineage: Eukaryota; Metazoa; Chordata; Actinopteri; Beloniformes; Adrianichthyidae
Source: RefSeq, a predicted model, not a curated record